UUUGCCAGCGCUUGACUUCCUCACGAAGACUUCCUUCCGUCUCUAUCUUUAUUUUACCGAUUCAUGUUCUUUCUCUGCUCCAACCUUUCUCAUAUUCUCUCUUUCUUCCUCUUCCUCUGUCCUAAGAAGAAAACACAACACCAACAAUUGACUCUCACAAGCGAUGUCUUCUCUCUGGUUCCUUAAACUGUCCCUCAAAUGCCUUGAUCACCUCGCAUGGCCUCUUCUUGCUUUGGGGUAUCCUCUAUGUGCUUCCGUACAAGCAAUUGAGACUGAUUCCAAUAAAGAAACUAGGGAUUUGAUCUCGUAUUGGAUACUUCUCUCGUUAAUAUACCUCUUUGAGUAUGCAUUUUCGAGGAUUCUUCAAUGGUUCCAGUUUUGGCCUUACAUUAAGCUUAUGAUCAUCUUCUGCCUUGUCACGCCAGACUUUGGACGAGCUUCUUAUGCCUAUAAUAACCUUAUCCGCACUUGCAUCUCCUUAAAUCCACAAGCAAUCAUAUGUAGGUUAAAUAACUGGAGGAAGUUUUUUGUCAAGAAAGAUGACUUUUUACUGCAUGUAGAGAGAUAUCUAAACGAGAAUGGAACUGAAGCCUUAGAGAAACUCAUUGCUAGCAAGAACACCAACCUAUUGAAGAACACAACUUAUAAACCUGAUGCAGAAGCAACAAAUGCAAUUAUAGCAACUGAUAAUAAUGAAACGCAACAGACAAAUGAGACAAAACUCCAAACACAGCAAAAAACCAUCAAAGAUUUGGAGGUGAUUGAGAAAAAAGAAAUUCUUGCAGGCAAGCAAGAUAUUUCUGUUGUGCCUAACCUUGUGCCAAGUCAGAAUGCUUCACCAGCCAUGGUGGAAACUAAAAUAUUAGUGGGGAAAGACACAGCUAGUGGAGAGCUUCCCGAGAGUUCUACACAUAAGGAAGUGCAGAAAGAGUGGACAUGCGCUUUAUGUCAUGUAACGACAUCUAGCGAGAAAACCUUGAUUGACCACCUUCAUGGGAGGAAACACAAGGCAACUUGUGAAUCUCUGAAAGCACAAAAUCAACCUGUGCCACAUAAGGUGAAAAGUGAUCAGUCCAAAGAUGAUUUGAAGCAAAAGAACGUUAUCUAUCAGAUAAAUUCCAAGACCAAGAGUGGAGAGAAGGUAGGAAAAGAAGCCAUGGACCAUAAGGUGCAGAAACUGCAAAAGAAACUAUAUGAACCUGCUGGGACGAGUAAUUCCAAAUUUCUGUGUGAAGUCUGUAAUGUCUAUUGCCCUUGCGAGAUUGCUUUGGCCUCACACAAAAAUGGGAAGAAGCAUUUGGCUAAAAUUAAAACUUCAAUCUGAAGUGUAUAUUUGUAACAGGUAUACGAGUUUACAUUGAAAUUUGGUAGGAAGUUUGGACAUAGAGAAUGCUUAAUUUGGUAUCUAGUUUGAAAUUUUUUUUCACAAGUUCAGUGUACUUUUGCUGGAGAUAGUGAAUUAUUGAGCACGUUCUCUACUUCCACACAUACUUUGUUUUCUUUUUACUGGAUGUUCGGUGUUCAACAUUUUAUCUUUUAUUAACUCAUUCAUUUUUGCUUCA
Molecule: messenger RNA, 1562 nt
Organism: Glycine soja
Lineage: Eukaryota; Viridiplantae; Streptophyta; Magnoliopsida; Fabales; Fabaceae
Product: zinc finger protein 385B-like
Exons: 7
Coding region: 164-1324 (386 amino acids)
Molecular function (GO): zinc ion binding; nucleic acid binding
Source: RefSeq, a predicted model, not a curated record